CUCGACCAAACUCAAGUCAAGUAUGUCCCAAGCACGGCACCCCAAGCGCCUCCAUGUGUCUGGCCUCUCUGACGAGGUCCGCAUGGACGACAUGCACAACAUCUACGGUCGGUACGGACGGGUGGUGGACGUGUGCCUCAAGCGUGGCUUUGCCUUUGUCGAGUUUGAGACUCGUGGCCAAGCGCUGGACGCUAUCGAGGCUACCGACAACCUCCCUGUCUUUGGUCGGCCCAUUCGUGUUGACUUUGCCAACGACCGGAGGGGCUUUGGUGCUGCUGGUCGCGUCGGCCCGCCCGGUGGUGGUGGACACGGCAUGCCGCCGCCGCGUGAGCGAGGUGGUCGCGCUCCGCAGGGGCCCAAGUUCCCUGUGCUGGUCGAGGGCAUUGCCCCGCGCACCUCGUGGCAGGAUCUGAAGGACUUUGCUCGCUCUAUUGCCGAGCCGGGCUUUGCCAACGUCUUCUCCGACGCACAGGGUCCGUUUGGCAUCAUCGAGUUCCGCUCCAUGGAGGACGCCGCCGACGCCGUCAUGCGGCUCAACGAGACUGAGAUCAACGGCGACCGCGUCACCGUCCGCUUCGAAAAGUCCAUCCGCGAAGAGGGCGAGGCCUUUGUCGACCGCUACAUGGCGAACCCGCCGCCGCCGCCGGUUGACUCUGCCCCGGCCGGCGACGCGUACCGCGAGCGCCGCUCGCCGCCGCGCGCCUCGUACGACGACCGCCGCCACAGCCGCGAGCGCUCCCGCUCUCGCUCGCACGGCCCGGCUCGCUCGCGCUCCCGCGAGCGCGACAACGACUACCAGCCCAUCACCGAUGCCGAACGCGCUACCGCCGCCGAGAAGAUCGCCGCUGACGCCGAGCCCGUGCCGCCGCAGGACCAGGACGUGCCGCCGCAGGACCAGGACGCGCCGCCGCAGGAGUAAGCCGAACUCAAAGCCCAAGACGAGGCCGACGACGACAACAUCCGAAUACAUUUUUACCGAGGAGAGACCUACCGCCUUCGCCGCGCUGCGCGAGGACGCCAGGGACGAAGCUUGCACCGCGCUGUGGUGCUUGAUGGUGCAACCACGACCGGGACUCGAACAAUGCCUGUGGCUGGUGGUGGUGACGCGGUCGAGAGGAGCGUGGGUGGGGUCGAGGUGGAAGUGGGGGGCGCGGGGGCGGUAGGUGGGGGCAGGAGGGGGACCGAGGCGGUGCCAGGUGGCGUGGCGGUGGUGGCUGCCACCGCGGCAAGCGAUGCGAGGCCACCGCUCGUCGGCGGCACUGCCGCAAGAGAC
This is a messenger RNA of Thecamonas trahens ATCC 50062, 1273 nucleotides long. RefSeq names its product serine-arginine protein 55. The record is from RefSeq and is a predicted model, not a curated record. Bases 23 to 919 code for a protein of 298 amino acids. Lineage: Eukaryota; Apusomonadida; Apusomonadidae. Gene Ontology annotation, cellular component: ribonucleoprotein complex; cytoplasm; nucleus. The transcript has a single exon. Gene Ontology annotation, molecular function: mRNA binding.